AGCAGCCAGCAGCCAGCUCUGCAUAAUACAGUGUACAGAGAAGCUGUUCCCUCUUUAUAUUUCUUUCUUUUAUGCCCAUACACUGCCUCUUCCUUUUCCCUGCCUUCUCUUAAGCAGCACAGGAACAGUGAUGAACAUAGCUGCCUGCCUCUCUUUCGAUCUCUCUCUCUGUCUCCCUCUCUCAUCUCUCUUCUCACGCUGUGACCAUCAUGCAGAAUAUAAGGCAGGCUGCUACAGAGGCCUUCUGUCGCCUGGGUUUGAAGCAAAAACACACAGGAUAUGAAGAGCUUACAGACUUUAGUGAUGUUCCCUGUCCUGUAAGGUCUCUACCACCCCAGUGGUACCACACAGUCCAGGUCAGAAGAAUACGAUCUUUAAGGGCUCGGAGUAACAGCGAUCCACUCCAGGGGAAAAAUUUGGGGCAGGCUCUACAGUGGCAAAGGAGGGGCCUGCCUUUUGGAAAUGCAUCUUCCUACUUAAAUCUUGAAAAGCUUGGGGAAGGUUCCUAUGCAACUGUGUACAAAGGUAUCAGCAGAAUUAAUGGCCAGUUGGUGGCACUGAAAGUCAUUAGCAUGAAAGCAGAAGAAGGAGUGCCCUUCACAGCAAUUCGUGAAGGGUCACUACUCAAGGGUCUGAAACAUGCCAAUAUUGUCCUGCUCCACGAUAUCAUCCAGACCAGGGAAACCUUAACUUUUGUUUUUGAAUAUGUGCACACAGAUCUGGCACAGUACAUGUCCCAGCAUCCUGGAGGACUUCUUCCCUACAAUGUCAGGCUCUUCAUGUUCCAGCUGUUGAGAGGCCUGGCCUAUAUCCAUCACCAGCACAUCCUCCAUCGAGACCUCAAGCCCCAGAAUCUUCUCAUUAGCUACAUAGGAGAACUAAAACUUGCUGACUUUGGACUUGCCCGGGCCAAGUCUAUUCCCAGCCAGACAUACUCCUCAGAAGUGGUGACACUAUGGUACCGCCCACCAGAUGUGCUUCUUGGGGCCACAGAUUAUUCCACUGACCUUGACAUCUGGGGCGCAGGAUGUAUUUUCAUAGAAAUGCUUCAGGGUUACCCAGCUUUCUCUGGAGUAUCGGAUAUUUUUGAGCAGCUUGAAAAGAUCUGGUCGGUAAUUGGGACUCCAGCUGAAGAUUCCUGGCCUGGAGUGUCAAUGCUUCCAAACUACAAAACAGAAUGGCUUACUUUACAAGAAUAUCAGCCAUUUGGAAAUGUGUGGGACGGAUUGGGCAGGUCAAUGGGAGCUGAGGAUCUUGCAGAGAAGAUGCUGAAAGGUUGUCCUCGAGAAAGGAUCUCUGCAGAGGAUGCCCUGCUUCACAAAUUUUUCAGUACUCUACCAUGUCAGCUACACCAGCUCCCAGAUGUGCGGUCUAUUUUCACAGUGCCAGGACUAAGUCUUAAACCAGAAAUCCAUGAUCUAUACAUUUCUCAUCGGAAGGGCUCCAAGCCAGAUACACAUCACAGGCUCUGGUGAAUACUACACAGCCACUUAAAGCCUACGACAGUCAUUCUGUCUCACACUACAAACUCAUCCUUAUGAAUGUGCCAGCAUUUCCUAAUUAUAGUCCCUCCCUUUCCGUUGCUGCUGCCUUUUGACUGAAGAAGCCAUCAUCAAAAUAAAAUGGGCCACUCGACCAGGGCUAUAUGUGUGGCCCUCCAACGUACAGCUCCAAAGCCAAUGGGGAUCUCAGAGGAUUUUGGGAUAUGCAGUUCAGCCACAGCAGUGUACAUGCACAGAUUACCUGCUUCCUCUAUCUUCCAUUUUCCCCCCUUGACCUCUCACUUUCUCGUGUAUAAACCUCUUCAUGUAUUGGGAGCCAUUUGCUCAAAGAAGGCCUAAUAAUGGGCUGCUUUUUUAUCUCUCAGCAGAUUAAACUGCCCCCAACCUUGCUGCUGGUAAUGAUAUUCAAACUGUGAAAAUUCAUAGCUGAAAAUACCCUGUAUGACAGUAUGCAGCCUCCAGUUCUGUAACCUCUGUGAUUGACAUUAUUCCUAGCUUACAGAGCCACAGGUUUUUUUAUCCAUGCUUCAUCCAAAACAGAUAUUGAAACUUUUAUUAACUGGAAUGUAAUUCAAAAGUCAAAUGCCAAUUCAUUUCAUAAACAUACAAUGACAAACUGCAUGUGGGAAGAAUGCAUGAGAACUAGCAGAUAUAUUUACAUUCAAGAGACAGGCAUUACCAAAGGACAAUUUAGCUCUACUGCAUGCAAGAUAUCCCAACACACAGUAACAGUGCACUUUUACCAAAAUGAAUGUAACUGUGGCAGAAUGGUGGGCACAUGGAAAAAGUUGCUGCUUUGCAAUAUAAUAUAUUGGGGUCCUAGGUUUGAUUCCAGCCAAGACAACUUCUGCAAGGAGUUUGUAUAUUAUCCCUCACCAAAAAAAAGGAAGAUUAAUUGGCUCCCAAUAAAACUGACCUUAGUAUGUGAUAGGGACCUUACACUGUAAGCUCCACUGGGGCAGAAACAUUUACGAAUGGUGUGUAAUCUUUGCAAAGUGCUGCAGAAUAUUCCAAUUCUAUAUAAUGAAAGGAUAAUAAUAAGUUGUAACCAGUCCAAAACACAUGCUUUAAACCACUGGUACUUUAACUAUGGGUUGGUUUAUGGUGGGUCGCUAAGACUCCCUUAAAGGUGGAAUAUACCCCUUGUUCAACAGGAGUUAAUGAUUAGGGCUUGUACUGAGCAAAAUUUUGUUUUAAUUAUAAAAAUGUUUUUUGUUCCUUUUUGAGCAAAACACAAGGACCAAACAUGGAGUAGCUUCAGUUUCUCUGUUUGCUUUAGUUAGAUUAUUCUUGAUUAAAACAACAGGCAAAAAGUAUGUGAAGGAAAAGCCCUAUGUUGAACAAGGAUAAAUAUUUCCUACUACAAUAAAAAUAAGAAACACCAGGUUAAACCAUAAAUGCAUUUCUAUAAGUAAUUUCUAAAAAUGUUGAGGGUAGCUCAACAUAUUUUCAAAUGUAUGUGUAACUUAAUCAGACUGUGUUUACAAUCUCAUCAUGAAUUGGCAUUUGAUUUCUUUUCUCACAAGUUCAGCCUUCACUAAAUACUCAGUGAAGAAAGCUCUGGGCCCUGUCACAAUAUGGCUAAAUAAGAUAAAGUGGUGCAAUGGAAAAUGCACACAUGAUAAAACAGGGGGGGCAGAACAUUAUGCUUAUGUCACAUAAAGAGAUUAAUGUCUUUGUUUCUUAAAGAAGCAUCGCCCACACUCUCCAUAGAAAACAAAGAAAUGUAUUUCAAGCCAGCUUGAAGUAUCUACUAAUCUCAUUGUGUGAGAUCUGUUAAAGGGCAAGUAAACCAAUACCCAUUCUAUGUAAGCAUUCUGCAAUCAACCCCCAAUAAGUUAUGGGUUCCUUUAGGGUGGCUGCCUUAAGACCAGGACAUAGUUCAUUGCCAGUAUGCCUUUUGUUAUAUAAGGCACAAGUGGUACAUGGUGCCUUUGCUAUACUUUACCGAGGGGGGCUAUACCAGAGGAAACAGGAAAGAAAGUGGCAAGCAGGAACAUACAUGCGCAUAGGAUUUUUGGCUGCAGGAAGCAGCACAACAGCCCUGUACCAUACUGCUUAUUGAAUCAUCUUGUAUCAGUUUGGGAAUUUAAUUGCUAUCUAAGCAAUUCAAAUUAGAGAGGAAUACUUUAAUUAUGAAGGAAUAAGUAAAUAAAUCUCUUUACAGCUGAACAUGUUGCCAAAAUGUAAAUAAAGUUUACCAAAUUAUGGCUA
This is a messenger RNA of Xenopus tropicalis (tropical clawed frog), 3716 nucleotides long. NCBI's taxonomy places the organism in Eukaryota, Metazoa, Chordata, Amphibia, Anura, Pipidae. The record is from RefSeq and is a predicted model, not a curated record.